This is a messenger RNA of Drosophila takahashii, 5892 nucleotides long. RefSeq names its product ATP binding cassette subfamily A member 3 (gene Abca3). The record is from RefSeq and is a predicted model, not a curated record. Lineage: Eukaryota; Metazoa; Arthropoda; Insecta; Diptera; Drosophilidae. Gene Ontology annotation, biological process: transmembrane transport; lipid transport. Gene Ontology annotation, molecular function: ATP hydrolysis activity; ABC-type transporter activity; lipid carrier activity. Gene Ontology annotation, cellular component: membrane; intracellular membrane-bounded organelle.
UUUCAUUUCAUUUUGUUUGGCAUCUCCGGCGGCGUUAGAAGUACUACACUACUAUUAUUAUUGUUUUAUCACAGUGAACAGCUGUUUAACCCUGAAAAUAAAAUCACAGCAAAAGUUAAUAGAUUGUGCAAAACAAAUAAAGGAAAUAUAGCGAGUGCGCACUUUGCUUAAUGAAUCGAAUAAACUAUGAACUUUUGGGCCCUCAAUGACGCAGCGAGAGAUAAAAACUAAUAACAGCACUAUAUUUGUACAUAUAUUGUUUAUGUGUCGCGGUGUUUGUGCGGAAUAAUCAUUAGACGGCCGCACGGUGGGUUCAAAUCGGUGUAAUCGCCGCAGAUUUGCCGUGACAGUGCAAAUAGAGGUGUGCAGAAAGGGCAACGGGUCAGCAUAAAUAAUUAAUUGCAAUUGCCGCGAGUCCAUUGCCAAUCGAUUAUGCAGUAAUGCUCGACGCCGAUCUAAUUUUUAUCACUAAGUGGGCCCGCACUUAAUCGCACAAACAACAAACAGAAUUGCAAUUUCAAUUAUUGCCCGCAAAACGUGGAAAGGAUCCUAAUUUUAACCAAUUUUAAUGUCGAGAUAAUCUAGAAAAAGCGAAAAGCCAAUCAAACAAAGCUGCAAAAUGGCUAAGGUCACGAACUGGGACAAGUUUGUGCUGCUGCUGUGGAAGAACUGGACGCUCCAAUGGAACCACAAGUGGCAGAUGGUCAUCGAGCUGGUGCUGCCGGCGAUAUUCUCCCUGCUCCUCGUCUUGGUCCGCACCCUGGUCGAUACGGAGCAGAGGGGGGUCAAGUACUAUGUGGAGCAGAAUAUAACAGAUCUCAGUUUGUUGCAACAUUCGUUGCAUAGAUCGUCCUACCUUGGCAAGCUCAUAGCGCUGAUUGCACCCAAUCGACGGAGCACCGGCUUGUCAAACUUCAAGUUCAUCGUGUGCUACUCACCCGUGAAUCCUGUGCUCAAGAAACUGGUGGACGAGGCGUGGCAGAGCCUGGGAAUGAAGGAUGUGUGCGAGUCGGAGAACGCGGCCCAACUGGAGGUGGACACGGUCAGUCAGAGCGCCUUUGCCGGCAUCCAGUUCGACGAUGCGUGGGCCAAUCUCACGGAGUCGGAUCCACUGCCCGAUGAUUUUCACUUCGCCCUGCGCUUCCCCUCGGAACUGCGAACGGCGACGAUGGCCAUUGCGAAUACCUGGCUAACGAUGCGAUUGUUCCCAACGAUUGAUCUCACGGGUCCGCGAAAUGAGGCGGAUCAGGAUGGUGGCAUACCGCCGGGCUAUUUGAGAGAGGGUUUCCUGCCACUGCAGCACAGCCUGUCGAUGGCGUACCUGAGGCAGAAGUCGGGCGUAGAGAGUCUGCCGGAAAUAAUGAUGCAACGCUAUCCGUAUCCAGCCUACAUCUACGAUCCCCUGCUCGAGGGCAUGUCCUCGAUAAUGUCGCUGAUCAUACUGCUGAGCUUCAUCUAUCCCUGCACGUACAUCACCAAGUACAUCACCGCCGAGAAGGAGAAGCAGCUGAAGGAGGUGAUGAAGAUCAUGGGCCUGAGCAAUUGGCUGCACUGGACGGCCUGGUUUGUGAAGUCCUUCAUCAUGCUAACGAUAUCGGCCAUUCUGAUAGCCAUACUGGUCAAGAUCAAUUGGUCCGAAGGGGUGGCCGUGCUGACGCAUGCCAAUUUCACUGCGCUCGUCUUCUUCCUGAUCAUCUACAUCAUAGCGAGCAUCUGUUUCUGCUUCAUGAUGGCCACCUUCUUCUCGCGCGCCAGCACAGCGGCCGCCGUCACGGGUCUGAUAUGGUUCAUCGCCUACAUACCCUACUCGUUUACCAUCAACACCUACGACGACCUGAGUUUGACGGCCAAACUGGGCUGGAGCCUGAUCUCGAACACGGCCAUGGGCUUCGGCAUCAAGCUGAUCCUGGGCUUCGAGGGCACCGGCGAGGGUCUGCAGUGGAGCAACUUCUUUACGCCCGUCUCCGUGGACGACACACUGACGCUGGGCGCCGUGAUGAUCAUGAUGCUGGUGUCGUGCGUCAUCUGCAUGACCAUCUGUCUGUAUGUGGAGCAAGUGAUGCCGGGCAGCUUCGGUGUGCCGCGUCCCUGGAACUUUCCGUUUACCCGCGAGUUUUGGUGCGGCGAACGGGAGUACGCGGGAGUGGAGGACAUACCCAACGGGCAUGUGGAGCAGCGCGACCCCAAGGCCUUUGAAACGGAGCCCGAGGGCAAGCAUAUCGGUCUGCAGAUGCGGCACUUGAAGAAGAAGUUUGGCGACAAGAUGGUUGUGAAGGGUCUGUCCAUGAAUAUGUUCGAAGAUGAGAUUACCGUGUUACUCGGGCACAAUGGAGCCGGUAAGACAACGACCAUAUCGAUGUUAACCGGCAUGUUUCCACCGACGAGCGGCACGGCCAUUCUGAACGGCAGCGAUAUUCGCACCAAUAUCGAAGGUGCCCGCAUGUCGCUCGGCAUUUGUCCGCAGCACAAUGUCCUCUUCGACGAGAUGAGUGUGUCGAAUCACAUACGCUUCUUCAGCCGCAUGAAGGGACUGCGCGGCAAGGCGGUGGAGCAGGAGGUGGCCAAGUAUCUGAAGAUGAUCGAGCUGGAGGACAAGGCGAAUGUGGCCUCGUCGAAACUGUCGGGCGGCAUGAAGCGCAAGCUCUCCGUCUGCUGUGCCCUCUGCGGCGACACCAAGGUGGUGCUGUGCGACGAGCCCAGCUCGGGCAUGGAUCCAUCGGCCAGGCGACAGCUGUGGGAUCUGCUGCAGCAGGAGAAGGUCGGUCGCACCCUGCUGCUGACCACGCACUUCAUGGACGAGGCCGAUGUGCUGGGCGAUCGGAUUGCCAUCAUGUGCGACGGCGAGCUCAAGUGCCACGGAACCUCCUUCUUCCUGAAGAAACAAUACGGAUCGGGCUACCGCUUGAUCUGUGUAAAGCGAGAUGAUUGCGAAACGAACGAGGUGACCGCCCUGCUGAACAAGUUUAUUCCCGGCCUGAAGCCGGAGUGCGACAUUGGCGCCGAGCUGUCCUAUCAACUGCCCGAUAGCGCCUCCUCCAAGUUCGAGGAGAUGUUCGGCCAGCUGGAGGAUCAGUCCGACGAACUGCAUCUGAAUGGCUACGGCGUGGGCAUCACCUCGAUGGAGGAGGUGUUUAUGAAGGUCGGCGCCGAGAAGGACAGCACCGGCAACCUGAAGGACCAGAGCGAGAUUAUGAACGGCGGCAGCGGCUUCCGCGGCGAGGAUGACAACGAAUCUGUACAGUCCGAUGGCAUCUUCUCGGAGAAUCGCCGCCUGCUCCAGGGAUUCCAGCUGCUCUCGAACCAAUGGAAGGCCAUGCUGCUCAAGAAGUUCCUCUAUACGUGGCGCAACAAGUUGCUGCUGCUCAUCCAGAACAUUAUGCCCGUCUUCUUUGUGGUCGUGACCAUUUUGAUUAUCGAAACGCAGGGCACUUUCCAGGAACUGAAGCCCAUAACCAUGUCGUUGACUCAGUAUCCACUGGCCGUCACCGUUUUGGAUCGCUCCGCGGUGGCGAAUGGUACGUCCACCGCGAAUCUAGCCAAUAGUUAUGAGAAAAUGGCCCUGGCCCAUGGCAGCAAUUACGGUUUGGAACUGACGGGCAAGCAGCUCUUUGAGGACUACAUCCUGGAGCUGGGCAAGACGAUCCAGGUGCGCAUCAACUCGCGUUACCUGGUGGCCGCCACCAUCAACGAGACCAUGAUCAUUGCCUGGCUAAACAAUCAGGCUCUGCAUACGGCUCCCCUGACCGUCAAUAUGGUGCACAAUGCUAUUGCCGAUCAGCUGAUGGGUUCGAAUGUGAGAAUCGAGGUGACCAAUGCCCCGCUGCCGUACACGACCAACACUCUGCUGUCGCAGCUAAGCAUGGGCAAUAAUCUGGGCACCCAGCUGGCCUCCAAUCUUUGCUUCUGCAUGUGCUUCGUUAGCUCCAUCUACAUCCUGUUCCUGAUCAAGGAGCGCGAGUCCAGGGCCAAGCUGCUGCAGUUUGUGGGCGGCGUGAAAGUUUGGACCUUCUGGCUGUCGCAGUUCAUUUGCGAUUUCGCCACCUACAUUGUGACCGCUCUGAUCGUCGUGAUCACGAUCGUCUGCUUCCAGGAGCCGGGGCUCUCGAGCUUCGCGGAACUGGGCCGAUACUAUUUGCUGCUGCUGCUCUUCGGCUUCGCCGUUCUGCCCUUCAUCUACAUUAUGUCGCUGUUCUUCAAGGAGCCGGCCACCGGGUUUGCUCGCGUCUCCAUCGUCAAUAUCUUCUGCGGCAUGGCCCUGUUCAUUGUCGUGGUGGUAAUGUCCUCGGAGCUAUUCGACACCAAGGACACGGCCGACAUACUGGGCUGGAUAUUCCGCAUCUUUCCGCACUUUUCGCUGGCCAUGGGUCUGAACAAGGUCUACACGAACACGGCCACGAGGAAUGCCUGCGCCAAGGCCGGAGCGAUCCCACCCAUUCUGCUCUGCGAGCUGGUGCCACAAUGCUGCAACAUCAAGCCGUUCUUCGCCUGGGAGGAGCCUGGCGUUCUGCCCGAGACCGUCUACAUGACUGUCACCGGCGUCGUCUUCUUCCUCAUCAUCAUUGUGCUGGAGUUUAGACUCAUCAACGAGCUAAUGUUCAAGAUCCGUCAAAUGUUAACUAAACCACCGCCACCACCGCCGGAGGGCCACUUGGAUGACGAUGUGGCCAACGAACGGGAGCGCAUUAUUCACAUGUCCUCGGAUGAGCUGGUCACCAAGAAUCUAGUGCUGGAUCGGGUCACCAAGUACUACGGUCAGUUCCUGGCCGUCAAUCAGGUGUCGCUCUGCGUACAGGAAGUCGAAUGCUUUGGGCUGCUGGGCGUGAACGGAGCAGGCAAGACAACGACCUUCAAGAUGAUGACCGGCGACGAGCGGAUCAGCUCGGGAGCCGCCUACGUCCAAGGUCUGAGCCUGGAAUCGAACAUGAACAGCAUUUACAAGAUGAUCGGCUACUGUCCGCAGUUCGAUGCGCUGCUGGACGAUCUGACGGGUCGCGAGGUGCUGCGCAUUUUCUGCAUGCUGCGCGGCGUGCAGGAGUCUCGCAUUCGCCAGCUCUCGGAGGAUCUGGCCAAGUCGUUUGGCUUCAUGAAGCACAUCGACAAGCAGACGCACGCCUAUAGUGGCGGCAAUAAGCGUAAGCUGAGCACGGCCAUUGCUGUGAUCGGCAGUCCGUCCGUCAUUUACCUGGAUGAGCCCACCACGGGCAUGGAUCCGGCGGCCAGGCGUCAGCUGUGGAAUAUGGUCUGUCGCAUUCGUGACUCGGGCAAAUCCAUUGUCCUGACCUCCCACAGCAUGGAGGAGUGCGAGGCGCUGUGCACGCGACUGGCCAUUAUGGUGAAUGGUGAAUUCAAGUGCAUUGGCUCCACGCAGCACUUGAAGAACAAGUUCUCCAAGGGCCUGAUCCUCAAGAUCAAGGUGCGUCGCAAUCUGGAGGCGCUGCGGCAGGCGCGUUUGAGCGCCGGCUUUGCUCGCAAUCCGGAUGAGCAGACGGUGCCCGCCCAAAUGGCCCAGCAGGACAUAGAUGCCGUCAAGGAGUUUGUGGAGCACGAGUAUCCACACUCCAUACUGCAGGAGGAGUACCAGGGCAUUUUGACGUUCUACAUUCCACUGACUGGGGUGAAAUGGUCGCGCAUCUUUGGCCUGAUGGAGAGCAAUCGCGAUCAGCUGAAUGUGGAGGACUACUCGGUCAGCCAGACGACGCUGGAGGAGAUCUUCCUGGAGUUCGCCAAGUACCAGCGCGAGGAUACGCGCGCCAAUCACCGCCUCUCCGAACUGAGGAAGCUGUGCAAGUGCCUGCUAGCAAAUGAGUAUUGAACCAACUACCUGAACGGAUCCGAUCCGAUCCUGAGAUCUUAAAACACUCACAGAUAAUAAUGUUUUAUACCAAAAAAGAA